AUGUUGGCCUACAUGGCCUAUUGGUUGAAGUACAAUGAUGGCAAGCAGACGAUUCUUGACAGCUUUGAGCGACGCCAACGCAACAGGGAAGUUCUUGAGGCUCUCCCAGAUGACAUGGAAGCACUAAAGAAGCAGAACACGGAGUACAAGCGCAUGAUUUCUCUUUUGAUGGAACAUACUGGCAUGGGGGCCCCGGAUGAGGAAAUUGAUGUGUACGAGAAGGAAGCAAGUGACGACGAAACAAAGCUGCUUGAUGCUGAAAAUUUUGAGGCUUCCGUUGAAAGGGACCAUGUUGAUUAUAGCUGUGGAUUCCAGGAUGUGUCAGUAUGA
This is a messenger RNA of Seminavis robusta, 330 nucleotides long. The record is from the annotation of a GenBank genome assembly. NCBI's taxonomy places the organism in Eukaryota, Bacillariophyta, Bacillariophyceae, Naviculales, Naviculaceae.